Lytechinus variegatus (green sea urchin) is the source of this 1350-nucleotide messenger RNA. RefSeq names its product 39S ribosomal protein L51, mitochondrial-like. Lineage: Eukaryota; Metazoa; Echinodermata; Echinoidea; Temnopleuroida; Toxopneustidae. The transcript has 2 exons. Gene Ontology annotation, molecular function: structural constituent of ribosome. Gene Ontology annotation, cellular component: mitochondrial large ribosomal subunit. The record is from RefSeq and is a predicted model, not a curated record. Gene Ontology annotation, biological process: translation. Bases 73 to 516 code for a protein of 147 amino acids.
CGCGCUCGAUUCGUGAAUUAAUAAUUCAAGGUUCAACGUUUUGAAAUCAAAGCCAAUUAAAGGGUAAAUAAAAUGUCAUCUUGUUUAAGAAGAAUUCUUCAAUUUAACAUUCUGUAUCAGAAGACAAGAUUGAAAUGCACAAGAAUGAUUUAUUCCGGUGCUUCACUUUACAAAGAACGGCCAUCAAACGAAUCUCUUAUCAACUGGAAGAAGCUCCCUGCCCCAAAAAAGCCCGAAAAGGAUUUCUGGUCGGAGAAAAGAGCGCUGUUCGGCGAGAACGACUACAAGGACAUUCUCGGGGACGGCACGUACUCCCUGCGCAAGAACAUUAAGGUGGGACCGUGGUGGAUGCGAGGAUGGAAGGGUAAUGAGCUCCAGAUGUUGAUCCGAAAGAGAAAGCUGGUUGGGUACCAGAGUGGACCAGAAUCUAGACACAACAUGAACAAAAGGAUCAAGUAUCUCUUUAAAUUCAUGAACAGGAACAAGGGCAAGUGGUAUUACUACGGAGAUCGCUGAUCAAUAUUGGUCUAGCAAAGAUAAUUGGGACUUGGAUAUCAUGAACUAUGGAUUUUCAUAUUACACAUCACUUCAUGGGUCAGCUAUGACCAGGGACGUGAGAGGGAAACAGUUCAGAAAGAGGAGUAGAGUUUAAACGCAACCUUAACAAAAAAAAUCAUUAAUGAGCAGAAGUCCUAAAUGUGUGCUCAUAGUUGGUUGAAAAUUAGAUUGUGUAUGAUUUUUAGAGUUGCAUUUGAUAAAACUCAUCCUGUUACAAGCCCCCGACCUAUAGGUCUGGUCAUGAAUGUGAAGAAAAGUAUUAUGGAAAUGAUUUAUGAAUAAGAUUUUGGAAUUGCCAAAAUGAUCAGAAUUCAUGUUGUGAGUCACAACACAAGGAAUUUAUGGGUAUUGGCCAGAAUAAGUGAAUAUUUCAGCCAAGUGUUUUAUUCUUCCACUUUAUAAUUUGAAUUCUUUUUAGCAUCUUUUUUAUUUAAAAUUGAAUCAUUGAGCUUGAGUCCCCUCUAUACACCCAUAUGCAAAGAAAAGAUUCAAAUUGCACUACAACUAAAAAAGAAUGGUCGGACUGUAUUCCACCUGUCAAUAGUUGUAAUGGUCUGUAUUCUGUCAUCAGUUGAACACCUUUUAUUGUGCCAGGCUGGCCACGAUUCCUUCAAAUUAAAGUGGAAAAGAAAACUGCACUUUGAAUUUCAGCAGCAGGUUCAUCUUUAAUUGCUGAUAUUUGCAUGAUGUCAGAUAUUGUGUCAAUUAUGGACAGAAGUUUUAAUCUGUCAGCAGAAGUAACAAAAUUAACAUUGACUUGACACUAAUUUGAAAUUAAAACUAGUUUAAUCA